Molecule: messenger RNA, 3349 nt
Organism: Amblyraja radiata (thorny skate)
Lineage: Eukaryota; Metazoa; Chordata; Chondrichthyes; Rajiformes; Rajidae
Gene: steap3
Product: STEAP family member 3, metalloreductase
Exons: 5
Coding region: 24-1535 (503 amino acids)
Biological process (GO): copper ion import
Cellular component (GO): endosome; plasma membrane
Molecular function (GO): ferric-chelate reductase (NADPH) activity; cupric reductase (NADH) activity
Source: RefSeq, a predicted model, not a curated record
UGGGAUUGACUGCAGUUGGUCACAUGGCAGAACGUCCUUCCAACUUGGAUGAAGCGCAGCAACAACGUAGAAUGGCCAAAAAGGAAAUGAUAAAGCCACUCUUGGGGAAUGAGUGUGAAAUUCAUAAUUACAGCCUCCAGAAAAUUACAGUGGGUAUUUUGGGGACUGGAGAUUUUGCUCGCUCCUUGGCAACACGUCUCGUAUGUUCUGGUUAUGACGUGAUCGUUGGAAGUCGAUAUCCUAAAUGCAAUGAAAGUUUGUUUCCCAGUGCAAUUGAAGUUACCAGUCAACGUGAAGCUACUAACAGGGCAAACAUCAUCUUUGUAGCAGUGCACCAUGAACAUUACAGUACAUUGAACAAACUUAGAGAUGGACUGAUGGGAAAGAUUCUUGUGGAUGUCAGCAACAAUGUUGAAGUAAAUGAGCGUGAAGAAUCAAAUGCAGAACGCCUUGCUUCUAUGUUCCCAGAAUCUACAGUUGUAAAAGCCUUUAAUCUCAUCUCAGCCUGGGCUCUACAGUCAGGUGCAAGAGAUGGAAGUAAACAGGUGAUGAUCUGUAGUAACAGCCAAGAAGCUAGAUGCAUGGUGGUUGAAAUAGCACGAAAUAUGGGAUUCAUUCCUCUGGAUUUUGGCUUACUAUCAUCAGCAAAAGAAAUUGAGAACCUCCCAUUACGUCUCUUCCCUUCGUGGAAAAUGCCUAUUAUCCUGACUGUAGUCUUAUUUGUACUUUUCUAUGUGUACAGCUUUAUUAGGAAGGUUAUUCACCCAUAUGUAAUGAAAGGGCAGAAUGUAUUUUAUAAAAUCCCAAUUAGUGUCGUCAAUGUCGCUCUACCAUGUGUUUCAUUCGUGAUGCUAUCCCUUGUUUACCUGCCAGGAGUUCUUGCAGCACUCUUUCAACUGCGCAAUGGUACAAAGUACAAGCGUUUUCCAUGCUGGUUAGAUCAGUGGCUUCAACAAAGGAAACAACUUGGUCUGUUGAGCUUCCUCUGUGCUGCCUUACAUGCUGUCUACAGCCUGUGCCUCCCUAUGCGUAGAUCUGCCCGUUACCAGCUGCUGAAUGAAGCUUCUGCUUUGAGUAGAGGUGAUAAGAAGAAUAUUUGGGUAGAAGAAGAAGUAUGGAGGAUGGAAAUUUACCUUUUCUUUGGAAUUUUGGCUAUCGGCAUGCUUUCAUUGCUCGCUGUGACAUCAUUGCCUUCAGUGGCAAAUUCUCUGAACUGGAGGGAAUUCAAUUUCAUUCAAUCCAGACUUGGAUUCACUGCUCUGGUGGUCAGCACUCUGCAUGUUCUAACUUUUGGAUGGCGCAAAGCCUUUGACUCUACUCAAUACAAGUUCUACCUACCACCUACAUUCGCGAUCACUCUCAUUGUGCCGUGUAUAGUCCUUCCGACCAAAGCGUUCCUAUUCCUUCCUUGUGUGAAUCGCAAACUGAAACGCAUCAGGCGAGGAUGGGAAACCAGUCACCAAGCGAAGUUCCGUGAACCUGGUGAAGCAGACUCUGUUGCACAUUUCAGCAUGGAGAGCACCAGCAGGGUUUGAUUUCUAUCUUCAAAGUUGUCAGUCAUUUUAUAAGGAAAAACUUUCCCCAAAUAAACCAAGUACAUAUACACAUGUAUGUGUUUUUUAAAUAUCUGAUAGGUAGAGCCAGAGAUGCUGCUCAAGAUUAGUUAUUCCCACAUAUAUAGAAUUACUUUUUGCAUAUGGUUUGUACAUAUUGAAUAAUAUGAUUACAUUGUGCAUAAGCAAAAUAAUGUUUCCUUAUGACAUUUUAAAAAUUGUGGCAUCAUUCUGGAACCUUGUGCAUCAAUUUGAAUGUAUUUGAACGAUGUUAAAUGUAUUGAACAUUUUAAAUGUGAAAUUUAAUUGCACUUUUAAACAUUAGUUUCUCCUUGAUCCACUAAGGUGACAGGUUACCCGGAAAGAGCAGCAGUCUAUUGGGUUAGACAGCAAUAAUUCAUAAUGUUGAAAAUUAGAAAAGUUGUACAGAGCUCAGGAUGUGUUCUGAGUAGAUUUUUCUUUCUUUUUUUUUUUUAAACCUUCCACAUCCCACCCAUUCCCCACACCGUUCCUCUCAAUUCUGUUUCCAUUAAACAGACUUGAGAAGAAAUGGCAGUUAUAGACAAUAGUAAACUGAUGUAGCCAUUUAUUAUGAUCUGGCUGGAGCACAAAAUACUCUGACAUUGGCUGUUACACAAUAAGUAUAUUUGUAUAUAUGUAUGGGCAAAUGUUUCCGUUGAAUUAUUAAUGUUUCACAUAAUUUCUGGAAUUAAAUCAGCCCAUCCAAUCUAAACUUUCUGGCAUACUUGCAAUAUAGAGUACAUUUUAUUUCAAGAAUUACACUGAGAUGUCAGAAGUGUUGGAUACAGACUAUUUAGUAUGGAGAGUUUAGAACUUUUAGAAUUUACUUAACAUGAAAUGUUAUUCCUGCACAGCAAAAGGUCCUGUACUGUUCCAGUUAGCCUCAAUUUGAUUCAUAGAUUGCAAAUAAAUGUGCCAGUGAAUACUUGGAGUAUGUUUCAAAAACAUUUCAUCUUGAAUUCAAUGAUAAACAUCCAGACUUACAACUUGAACCUUUUGGCAAUAUUAUCCUUAGAAAAAACUAGGUGAGGAUUAAAUAAUUCUAUAUUGUACGUUGAUUUUUGUCUCCUUAGUAAAAUUUACAGUUUCAGUUUUCUUGAACCACCUUGAAAGACAACAAUCCUAGAAGUUAAUAAUCACAAUAUUCUGCUUAAAUAGUCAUGAGACCAUACCAUCUACCAUCUUUCUAUGUUGACUGAUAAUCACUCUUUGACCUCUCGGUCACUAAAUGAUAGGUACAUUUUUCCACUUUUCUCAAAUAUUGUUGGUAAAGGGGUGAUGGUAAAUCUAGAAAUAGAUAGCUAGUUAAUUGCACCCCUCUCUGUUAUUUAUUGAUGGAGAAACUGUAAAUUAGAGUUUCGUAAUUCUAGUCAUUUCUCAUAUUUGUCAUGACAAGAGGCAGCAAAUCAGCCUGUACCACUUAACUGUAGCAGAGUUGUUCCAGAUGAAAAUCCAUCUCAAAAGUUCUUAUUUAAAGAAUUGUGCCAAAUCAAACUGUCCUUAAGAAAAAUGACUACUUUAUUAAAUGUCUUAUGUUGUAAUUUUACAAUUUGGGUUACAAUAGUUAGUUAAAUGAACUAUUUCAAACAAUAUUGCUUAGAACUAUAUUCUGCACUCUCUAUCUUUCACUCUGCUCGACCUACAGUAUUUGAGUAUGAUUUGAUUGUAUUUGUGUAUGACUUGCUGACUUGAUUGGAUAGUAUUGAGAACAAAGCUUUUCACUGUACCUCAGUAUCCAUGACAAUAAUAAACCUAAAGCUCAAUGUUCAAUAACA